Molecule: messenger RNA, 636 nt
Organism: Knipowitschia caucasica
Lineage: Eukaryota; Metazoa; Chordata; Actinopteri; Gobiiformes; Gobiidae
Source: the annotation of a GenBank genome assembly
AUGGCAUCCCAAGGCAUUCAGAUGAUUGGCAUCUCCAUGUGUGUUAUUGGAUGGCUGAUGGUGGUGGUGGUCUGUGCUCUGCCCAUGUGGAGGGUGACUGCCUUCAUUGGGGCCAACAUCAUCACAGCUCAGACCAUCUGGCAGGGCAUGUGGAUGAACUGUGUGGUGCAGAGCACCGGGCAGAUGCAGUGUAAGGUCUAUGACUCCAUGCUCGCACUGCCCCAGGACCUGCAGGCUGCUCGCGCCAUGGUCAUCAUCUCCAUCCUGGCCGGGAUUGUGGGAGUGAUCCUCGGCAUUGCGGGCGCCAAAUGCACCAACUGCAUUGAAGAGGAGCGAGCUAAGGCCAAGACGUGCAUUCUGUCUGGAAUCCUGUUCAUUGUGUCCGGCCUGCUCUGUCUCAUCCCUGUGUCCUGGACGGCUAACACCAUUGUCAGUGACUUUUACAACCCCCUGCUUCUGGAGACGCAGCGCUACGAGCUGGGCGCCUCCCUGUACAUCGGCUGGGCUGCGGCGGCUCUGCUGCUGAUGGGAGGAGGCCUCAUGUGUUGGAACUGCCCUCCCAAAGAACUGCACCGAAACUACAGCCCCAAGUUUAUCCCUGUAAAGUCCGCCUCCUCACAAAGAGAGUAUGUGUAG